AUGUUCAGGAUUGCAGUUGCGAGGACUCGUAUUGCUGCAAGUGCAAGGCCCAUCAGGGUCUUACCCAGAGCACCCAGAGCACCCGUGUCACUCGUGUCCGUUCGCUUCAACUCGAAUGAUCCGUCCAAACUCGGUUUCUGGGAUGCGCCGAAGCUCUCGUACGAGCAAGUAAAGCCCAGAACUGAGCAACCUAGUCCUAAUGCCUACCUCAUCGACGUUCGAGAGCCUGAUGAAGUUAUCCUCGGCUCAAUCCCAUCUUCUGUCAAUGUUCCUCUCACCGGUUUCGCUGAGUCUCUACACCUGAAUCCUGUGGCUUUCAAGGAGAAGUUUGGUUUUGAGAAACCAAAGCGCAACCAAGAAAUUGUGUUCUACUGUCGAAGUGGGAAAAGGAGUGCGACAGCUGCCGAUAUGGCAAAGAAACAUGGUUACACCAAGGUGUUUAACUACGAAGGUUCAUGGCUUGACUGGACCGCUCGAGAGCAGGGCAAGAGCAGCUAAAUGUUAUAUUGUCUUUGUGACCACAACAAUAC
Messenger RNA from Fomitiporia mediterranea MF3/22, 530 nucleotides. RefSeq names its product endoplasmic reticulum protein. The coding region runs from base 1 to 498 and encodes 165 amino acids. Gene Ontology annotation, molecular function: thiosulfate-cyanide sulfurtransferase activity. Gene Ontology annotation, cellular component: mitochondrion. The record is from RefSeq and is a predicted model, not a curated record. Lineage: Eukaryota; Fungi; Basidiomycota; Agaricomycetes; Hymenochaetales; Hymenochaetaceae. The transcript is spliced from 3 exons.